Symbiodinium sp. CCMP2592 is the source of this 4860-nucleotide messenger RNA. The record is from the annotation of a GenBank genome assembly. NCBI's taxonomy places the organism in Eukaryota, Dinophyceae, Suessiales, Symbiodiniaceae.
AUGUUGUGGCUGCGAGUCCUGGCAAUUUUCGCAGGAUCUCAAGCUCGGCGCUGCGGUUUUCCGCUCCUGGACCACCACCCGCAGAACUUUUUGCCGGCAGAGGAAGUUAUGUGGCCGAUAGACAGUCCCAGCCCGUCUCCCCACGAGAACAUCUUCAACGACAUGUCGAGAUUCUGGGACCACUGUAGUUCUGUUGGUGGCACGCUAUGGGAGGUGUCAGUUUCGUCAGCCAGGUUGCCAGGAUCCACACUUUGCAUGGCGAACACAUGUAGCCCCCGCGAGGUCCAAUCGUGGUUGAGCAAGAACCACCGCAGAGCUGGUUGGAAUGACACAGAAAGUCUGGUUGUGCAACUUGGGCACUGGCGGCAUCUUAAAUUGGAUUUUGUUCUGGCUGGCUUUGAGAAGUGUGGGACAUCCUCAUUGUCUCACAACAUGGCCAGACAUCCAGGAGUUCAGUUCAUUCCUCCUGCAGCGAUGAAUGCCCGAAGCAAUACCGAUGACCAGAACGCGCAGGACGGCCAUUUCUUUUGGCAGGUCGGAGCUCGACUUCUUCCGCCUGCAGAUUUGAUUUACCGGUUCAAUGCAGGCUCAUGCUGCCUGGGUGGUGCCAGACCCCCAGGUUUCACUGAUGCGGACUUGAUUGGUCCGCUGAAAGAACCCCAAGGCCCAGGCCGUGCGCUUCUAAUUGGUGAGAGGAAUCCGGUUUAUGCUUUUCAGCGGAUCAUUAUGAAGAUGGUGUCCAUGGUCCCGUCAGCCAAAGUUGUGCUCUUGGCUUGCGAUCCAAUCCGAUGGCUUCAUUCUGCCUAUGGUGACACCAUGAAUUGGUGGAAUGCAGGUGACAAAGACGCACCGGCCCGUCCGCCGCUGCGUGAAUUCGCUUUAUCAGACUUUGUGGCCGCUGCGAAGCCAACCUCAUUGUCGCACAAGUGGUACAACUUGAGCCGCAGACGUGCAUAUUUUACGUUUUUUGCAGAGGGUGUCACUCGACUAUUGGGCGAUACACGAGUGCAUAUGCUACACCGAGACUCUGUUGACCAGAGAUUUGUCGGAGCAAGUGGAGUGCGUGAGGCCUACGAUCGACUUGCUGCGUUUCUGCAACUCAGGCCAUUUCCACCGGAUUUUGUUUUCCAGAGGAGGAACGUCAGAGCCAAGGCUGCAGUUCCAGCUGCCCUUGAGCUCUGCACGCGUGCAGAGCGCGACACGUUGAAGCUUCUGAAGAGGUACUAUCGCAGCGAGUACAGGAGAUUGCCAUUAUGGAUCACCCGACUAGGCGGCUUGGUGCCGACCAGCGUGGCUUCAAACAGAACUUGCUGCGAUGUGCUUAUGCUGGAGCGGACAAAGCUUCAGUACAAGGCGGAGGAGAAGAAGCGUCAAACAAAGGCGCUUCAAGUCCGUCAAAACUCACAAAACUUGGAGGAGCGGGAGCGCGGUUUUCAGCUACAUUUUGGUGGUGCCAACGAGCAAAGACUCGCCGAGGCUAGAAAGCGACAGCUUCAGCCUUCCCACACGAAGGAGAUGCAAGGCCGAGAAGAGUUGCACUCGGGAAAAGAAUGGCAAGUCCGGACGGUUGAGUUGCGGGGAAAGGAUGGAGAAACCUACCGAUCUUCUCCACAUGACGCCAAGCCAAGCAACCAGGUCAACAGGGAUACACCAGUCGGCGAAUUCCAUGAGGAUGUGCCUGAUGAUUUGGAAGAGGUCAGCAGGCCAAGCACCGGCGGUGCAAGCGCUGGCCUCGACCAGGACACGACGGGUAUCUUGCGCAUGAUGACUGGGGCAAGCGCAGACCAGCUUUCUCGCCUACGUGAUUCACUGAUGGAGCAGCAGGCUCCGAGUGCUGGCAGCGGGCUUCCAUUGCAGCCGAAUCGAUCAUCGACCUCGGGCAGGAGUUCUUCCCGGGCCAACGAGCCCCUGACAGGAAGCAGGCCCUCAUCGUGCUCUCGUCCAGCAUCAGCCAUUGCCGAUGCUAUACAGGCGGAGAAUGAGCGUGCCAAAAAGCUGAGCGAAGACAUGGAGGCUCGGGCAUCCAGGCCGAUUCCAGGGGAGGGACUUACGUCCGGCGGAUCAAGACCAUCCUCACGGUCGAGGAGUCGGAAACUUCCGCUCGGGCCAGAGGAAGCUGCUCAAGCAGCGCCUCCAUCAGUCCUAGGGUCAUUCAAGGCGCCCUCGGCUUCCCCCUGCAAUCACGGCUAUCCCGGUGCAAGGGAUCCAUUGCCUGCUCAGGCACCUACGGCAACGCCAGCCAGGCAGCUUGUUGAGUUGGGCAGGGAUGACCACGGCACCGCGGCCGAGAUCUUCGAUCGCGUCAGCCGGCUGGACCAAACAAAGCAGAAGGCCUUGCUUCGAAUGCUGGACUCCCUAGAGGGCGACAACUCGCAGCCGUCACAGCCAUCAACAUCGAGCAAGGCGCAGCCCGCGCAGCCAGUGUGGCUGCAGUCGGCGAACUCGGACCUCUGUACUCCGUUUGAGGAGAGGAGGAAUUCCGAACUUCGACAAGAAGACACACAGCAGGAGCUGCUGCAGUCUCUGCAAGCUCUGGAGCUCUUCCGAUCGUCGCAGAGCCGAAGGUUCUUUUCUGCAAGUUCGCAGCAGGACCUGCAUCCAACAGAGCCCCAUUCCCCAGCUCCGUCUCCGCUUCCGGAGCACUCUGACCCCUUGGCCACUGCCCAAUUCGGAGACAAGCACGAGCUCUUGGCGGAGGCAGCCGCAAUGGGCCUUGACAUCCCUGUGCGGAGCUUCGAUGAUACUGAUGUGCUGGAGAGUCAAGUCUCAGCAGAGCCGCGUGUGACGUUAGGCUCGUCCAUGAUUGCUAGUCAGCUACAGGAAAGCGUAGUGAUCCCAACUCUUCCUCGGGGGAGGACCCUCAUCUUCAACUGCGUCUCUACAUGGGGUGACAAAGAUUUUGUUGGUCUCGCCGGAAUCGAAAUCUUUGAUGGACGUGGAUUUCCAGUGGUCUUGAAAGAUCGAAACCGGCAGGUCACCGCGGACCCUCACUCCAUCAAUGUCUUGGAGGAGUACGAUCAUGAUCCACGCACACCGGAGAAGCUUUUUGACCAGGUGAACCUUACUCGAGAUGAUCUUCAUGUUUGGCUUGCACCCUUCUUCAGUGGCCGUGUGCACACUGUCACCGUCGACUUGGAUUGCCAGACCGAAAUCAGUAUGAUAAGAGUCUGGAACUACAACAAGUCUCGUCUGCACUCAAGCAGGGGCGUAAGGGAUCUGGAGAUCUUGUUGGAUGGCAGCCCAAUCUUCAUUGGUGAGGUCAGAAGAGCCCCCGGUGUUCUGACCAAGCCUGAAGAGGCAUGCGAACUCAUCUUGUUCACACAGGACGAGUCUGUUCUGGAGGCGGUGGCUGAACAUGAUUGGCUGCCAGCACAUCUGCCUUUCGACUCUGAUGAGGAGCUGCAGGAGGAAGCCGAGGAGGGGAGGAGUUCAGAUGCCCUGGGAGGAAGACCACCGACAGCUGAUUGUGCUAGCGCAGGACAUGGAAUGUCGCCUCGUGGACAGGUGACUCCACGCCUGUCCGAUGGCCGGCCAAUGACGAGAGCCCUGGAACGACAAAGGGGACGUGGAAUAGUAUGCAGCUCGGUCACGCUGCUGGUCAACUCGACCUGGGGAGAUCAGUUCUAUGUGGGACUGACGGCAUUGGAGGUACUUGGUGGCAAUCUCGCUCCCAUGGCGCCUGAUGAGGUCAAGCUGGAUGCCUACCCCAGAGACUUGAAUGACUUGGAGGGCGUGGAGGGUGACGUCCGAACACUUCAGAACCUUUUCGAUGGGGUCUGCUGCACAAUGGAUGACCAGCACAUGUGGCUGGCACCCUUUUUAAAGGCCGAAGCUGCAGAGGCGGCUGGAGACAGCGAUCGCAACUACCUCCGCAUUCUCUUUGAUACGGACCGUGAGGUUGCCGGAUUCAACAUCUGGAACUACAACAAGAAUCUCGAGGACACUUGCAGGGGUGUUCGAGAGUUCUCUGUGUACUGCGAUGACAGGUUCAUUGCGACGUUCUUGUGCCGCAAAGCUCCUGGUCAUGUGCACUUCGACUUCAAGCAGGUUGUUCUCCUUGAUCAGCCGCCUUCCGACCUGGCAAGACGAGCUCCUCCUCUGCCACGCUCAGCAAGGCGGCGAGAUGAUAAUCGCCCCACGAGUCGCGGUCGACCGCCAAGCGGGUCGGAAAGGACAUCCUCGCAGGUGGAUGUUGGGAGGCUUGCUGAACGAUCUCCCCAUUCCUUGGAACGUCCACCACAGCAGUACGAAACCCCAUUGCAUCCCUGUGGCUUCACUUUCAAGCUGCUUUUCGUGAGUACAUGGUCAGAUGUGCAUUACGUCGGAUUGGACGGUGUUGAGAUCUACGACGUCUUGGGCAGGGCCUUGAGGCCCAAGCGGGCGCACUCCAAUCACGGCAGUGUCAGGGAUCUUCCUGGCAUGGAAGCCGACGUCCGCACGGAGGACACCUUCCUCAAGGGUGCCCCAAGCAACAUGCGGAUGUGGUUGGCGCCGUUCUUCAGGCAGCCAAACAACUAUGUGGAACUGGUCUUCGAUGAGCCGACACAGAUCUCUUCAAUAAAGUUCUGGAACUACUCCAGGACACCAGCGCGUGGUGUCCGUGAUGUCGAAGUCUACGUGGACGACUUGCUGAUUUACCAGGGAAUCCUGAGACAGGCAUCUGGUAGAGACGGAGGUGAGAGUGUCUUGUUCACGGACCAGCCAAUGAUCAUCGAAAGGGAGCGUGCGUCCAUUUACCAGCCAAGUCCUGAUGACCUGGUUACUUUUAUCGAUGAAAGUGGGCAAUGGGAUCGCAUCGGUGGGCAUGCUUCAGGUGCACCUUUGGAACGACCCAUGACGGCACUCACAGCCAUCACCUAG